AUGGCGGCACCAAGGCAUGAUGAGUUGAAGUUGGUGGAUGACGACUUCGACGCGGACGUGUGCCAUCAUCCAGCAGGUCGAGUGCAACAACGACGUUGCACUUGGAAAAUCGUAAACACGGUGGCGGUGCUGGUCCUCUGCACUCUGCUCGUGGCCAGCAUUGCAGCCGCGGCACUUUUGUGGCUGCCGCAGCUCUCGCACGACUUCGGCGGGCAGGCGCUGCCAGCGGUGGCCAGCUGCUUCAUCAGGCCGACCUUCAGCCUGGCCGAGCUGGAGAUCCACCGAGACAUCCGCUAUGGCGGCGCAAUGAAUCCUUUUGCAGGCAGAUUCACCGAUCUAUACCUCGAUCUCUACACUCCGGGACGGCUUGACACUAGGCAUGUUCGCCCGGCAGUUGUACUGCUGCAUGGUGGGUACUUCACUUCAGGAAGACGGGAUGGGGAUUCCCUUCCACAACUAGCCAUGCUGCUGGCGCAGCGCGGAUAUGUGGUAGCAAGCAUCGACUAUCGGCAAAUACCGGUCAGCCAGAUUUCCAUGGAUUUGGUUACGAAGACUCCGGACAAAGCCAUAAGCAUCGUUUCAAUGGUGCAGGAGGACGCGCGUGCGGCUGUGCGGUUCUUGCACAAGAUGGCCCAGGACUGGCGAAUCGACGUGAAUCGCAUCGUGCUGGGAGGUGAUUCUGCUGGAGCCAUAGCAGCCCUCUACUAUGCGUAUGUCCAGGGCGCUGCGGAGGGCCACAGCGGCAACGAAGGAUAUCCCUCCAACAUCAGCGCAGUCAUGGCCAUCAGCGGGACCUUGAGGGGUGAUGCGUACUGCAGCUAUGUCGAUCAGAAUAUGAAAGCGCGGAAAUGCCUCAUCACUGCUCCGCCAGCUCCCGAUUUGGUGAAAGAGAUUUCAGCUGGAGAUGUACCCCUGCUGCUGUGGCAUGGACGGCAGGACAGAGUCAUUCCGGUCUCGAACGCGGUUGCGAAUCUGGAACGGGCCCAGGCCGUGGGCGUCCUCAGCCUGCUCCUGGUGAUCCCUGACGGUGGCCACGUUCCGAUGAGCCAAGGUCUGAAUCCUUUUGGUCCAUAUCUACCUCGUUGGCUGGCGUUCCUGGCAGGUGCAUUGAAGCUCUCAGAUGCAGAGUGCCGGCCCGACAAGAGGCCGGGGAUUGAUUUGCGGGGCAGCGCGAGGAAGCGAGAGCACGACGGAGAUCCCCUCGGCUUCGACUUACUCCCAGGGGUGCUGAGAGACCCCGAGGAAGAGGAGGAGGAGGAGGAGGCUGCCUUGGACAUCGCGCCCGGCGAGUACGGCCUCGUGGAUCACCUGUCCGCCAACGCAAAGCUUGGCGAGAAGAAAGUCACAAACUACUCUUGGACGAAGCGAAAGCCGAACUCGUCCAACUCGCAGCGAAGCAAGGCCGGGCAGGUGACCACGGCGCCAACCGACGAUCUGCUUCGCACGAAAAUGGCACCUGCUGUUCGAGUCGAAUUCUUCGAGGAGCAUCCCGAGCGCUCGCCGCUGUCUCGCUUCGGCGACCUGAACAUCAUGAAUCCGAAUCCAUUCUCAGGCGAGGCCAAAUACCGGAUGGCUCAGACCACAUCAUCGCCGGCGCUGCUUCAGGGCAAGCCUCACCUUCCGCAGCUUCCUCAAGCAUCGCUGACCCUGCAGCCGGCUAGUGGCAAGAAGGAAGCUUCCCGAAGAGGUCGGGCCUGGGGAUCGUGGCUUCGAUCAGGUGUGAGACCAGACAAGACCAAGCUUUUGGCGACUUCCUUUUCAGGCUGGCAGUUUCCUUCAAACGUCCAUCCAGACAGGUUCUAUGAAUCACUCCUCGACGAAGAGAAGCCGAAGUACGGAGCUGGCGCACCUGCACACUGGCCUCUGGGGCACGAGAUGGAGUACGAGUGCCGUUUGGAUGACAUGGUGCUAUGCAGCAAAGUGCGUGAUGCUUAUGAGGUCGGCUUCCGAGGGAAGAAGCGGGACAAGCCGACGGCCACAGAGCAGCUGUUGGGAGGAACAGGCGACUCGAUGAGGAUCCGACGAAUCGCCAAAGUGGAGCAGGUGAGCUGCGACAACUGCGGCAUGAACUUGGCAGAUGCUGACAAGCCGGAUGGACGCUUCUUCUACUACUGCCGCCGCUGCAAGCGAAGCGGAAGAAGGUUUGAGCUUUGUAUUCAGUGCCAUGUGCUGGAAAUUCUUCAAGGUGAAGGUAAGUACUCUGGUGACGGCUUUCAUCCUCAUUAUCUGAAAUGCCAGCAUCGUAUGUUGAUUCGACGGCAAAGCCUGGAAAAUGCCUAUCCGAGCUCUCCGCAUCUGCACCGGGUUCUUUGUGAUCUGUGCGGAGUUGUUGUCGUCGGCAGAGGCACUUCAGACAACGCUCGCGACAAGGACCAAGGAUCAUUGAAAAAAGCUCAAGAGCUGAAGCAGGAUCCUGGUAAGAAAGCCUACAUCAUGUCCAAUGAGUUCUACGCUUGUCCUUCGUGUCCUGAGCAAACCGGGCUUCGCUUCGAGCUCUGUGUGCCCUGUGCCACCAAGCUCACCGAGCGAGGUCGUGGCAUGCUCCGGCUAGAGACGACCCUCUGA
Messenger RNA from Symbiodinium necroappetens, 2565 nucleotides. NCBI's taxonomy places the organism in Eukaryota, Dinophyceae, Suessiales, Symbiodiniaceae. The record is from the annotation of a GenBank genome assembly.